ACUGUGGAGAAGCAAAUUAAUCCGAUGUGAGAAUCUGAUCGGGCGAAUUAAGCUAUAUUUACGUAUAUUUUUAUUAUCAAUAAAUAUGCAGUUUUGUGAAUUGGAUUUAUAGGAUAGGAGAUGUUUACCAUACAAAUGCCACCGGCAAGAUGACGAAUACGUUAAGCUUGUAAAUAAAGCGAGUAUUUGCGAAUAAUAAAAAAUUAUAGAAAAGUAAUUUUAUUUGACUAUGGCGAAGCAUCAUCCGGAUUUGAUUUUUUGUCGUAAACAGCCAGGAGUUGCUAUUGGCCGUUUAUGUGAAAAAUGCGAUGGUAAAUGCGUCAUUUGUGAUUCGUAUGUGAGACCUUGCACUUUAGUGAGAAUUUGUGACGAAUGUAACUAUGGUUCGUAUCAAGGACGAUGUGUGAUCUGUGGAGGACCAGGUGUAUCCGAUGCUUAUUAUUGCAAGGAAUGCACUAUUCAAGAAAAAGAUCGAGAUGGAUGCCCAAAAAUUGUUAAUCUUGGAAGUUCGAAAACUGAUCUCUUCUAUGAAAGGAAAAAAUAUGGUUUUAAAAGGCGAUAAGAGAUUUACAAUGUAUUUAAAUCUAGCGUGUAAGAAUGUACUUUGUAAGAUAAUUUCCAUUGUCAAUAGAAAUUCAAAGGAUAUUUAAUUUACGUAAAGCGU
This is a messenger RNA of Ceratosolen solmsi marchali, 664 nucleotides long. It is a transcript of the gene Phf5a, whose product is annotated as PHD finger protein 5a. The record is from RefSeq and is a predicted model, not a curated record. Gene Ontology annotation, biological process: mRNA splicing, via spliceosome. NCBI's taxonomy places the organism in Eukaryota, Metazoa, Arthropoda, Insecta, Hymenoptera, Agaonidae. The coding region runs from base 230 to 562 and encodes 110 amino acids. The transcript has 3 exons.